Messenger RNA from Pezoporus occidentalis (night parrot), 5704 nucleotides. It is a transcript of the gene TUT7, whose product is annotated as terminal uridylyl transferase 7. Gene Ontology annotation, molecular function: zinc ion binding; RNA uridylyltransferase activity; nucleic acid binding. The transcript is spliced from 29 exons. NCBI's taxonomy places the organism in Eukaryota, Metazoa, Chordata, Aves, Psittaciformes, Psittacidae. The coding region runs from base 149 to 4765 and encodes 1538 amino acids. The record is from RefSeq and is a predicted model, not a curated record.
CGGGCCGGGGCCGCACUGCCGGAAGACCGGGGCGGCUGGGUCGCACGGGGGAACCGGUAUCGUUUCCGCCGGGGCACAAUGGCAGAGGGGCGGUAGCGGCUGGGCUGUCGGCGGCCGGUGUGAAUUACUAAGUUGAACAGCAAUAACCAUGGGAGAUGCUGCAAAACCUUUCGUUGCCAAACAAAAUCAGGAACAGGAAAUUUUACAUCAGGAAGAAUUAAAAGGAAGUUCGUUACAGAAAGAGUACCAUGACUUUAUGGACGAAUGCGGAAAUGGCCAUAUGAAGAAAAUAUAUACCGGCCUGCAAAAAAAACAGGGAACACCGGGUCACUACGGAGGCAUUCCCAGACGAGGGCCACGUAGUGUUUUCAGUAGCCCAAAUUCAAUUAAAAAUGCAGUACACAGUCAGAAGUCAAAGUUAAAUGAUACCCAAAGAGACCAAAUAAAGAAGUGGGUAUCUGAUCAUCAUGGUACUUAUGACAGCUGGAGAGAACACCGAUCUGUUGCCCAGAUUCCUGUGCAUAGCAGGACAAGAAGGGACUCUCUUCAUGAGUUUGAAGGUGCUGGAAACAGAAAUGGAAGACAACUUCAGGAAGACUUCAUGAGUGAAGAUGUGUCAAACAUGCAGAAAGAAAGCUCUGAAAUGAAGAAGCUUAGGAAACCAAGGAGAUUGAGAAGAAAUAGAAAAGCUGAGUAUGAUCAAGACGAAGCGGAUGGUCCAGUCAUAGAUGAAUCUAUGCUGUCAGAAAAAGAACUUCUAGGAUUGCAGCAAGCUGAAGAACGAUUGAAGCGAGACUGCAUUUAUAGACUGAAGAAGCAAUCUCGAAGCUACCCAUCAGCAAAAUAUACCUGCAGUUUGUGUGAUGUUUUGAUUGAGUCGGUGGCUUUUGCUCAUAAGCAUAUUAGAGAAAAAAGACACAAGAAAAGCCUAAAGGAGAAACAAGAAGAACAGCUGCUGACUGCUCUGCCUCCUCCAACACCUUCCCAGAUAAAAGCUAUUGGUGUUGCCAUUGAAAAUGUAGUGCAGGAGUUUGGCUUAAGUAACGAAGAUCUAGAAGAAAGGUUCAACAUUAAAACAGUGAUGGAAAACUUACUGCGUCAAAAAUUGCCAGAGUGCUCAUUAAGAUUGUAUGGCUCCUCCUAUAGCAGAUUUGGUUUUAAAACUUCAGACAUAAACAUAGAUAUCCAGUUUCCUGUCAAUAUGACACAACCAGAUGUUCUCUUAUUUGUGCAAGAAAGUCUUCAGAACAGUGAAUGUUUUACGGAAGUUGAUGCAGAUUUCCAUGCUAGAAUACCAGUGGUGGUGUGCAGAGAAAAACAAAGUGGCCUUAUUUGUAAAGUGAGUGCAGGGAAUGAGAAUGCUUGUCUGACAACAAACCAUUUGGCUGCACUUGGGAAACUGGAACCUACUGUAGUAACUUUAGUGAUUGUCUUCAGGUACUGGGCAAAGUUGUGCUGUGUUGAUCGUCCUGAAGAGGGAGGCUUGUCACCAUAUGUGUUUGCUUUGAUGGUUAUUUUCUUUUUACAACAGAGGAAACAGCCUUUUCUGCCUGUGUAUUUGGGAUCAUGGAUUGGAGGAUUCUCAUUAAACAAAUUAACUAAUUUUCAUCUGAAAGAAGUUGAAAAUGAUGCGGUAGUUUGGGAACAUAAUCCCGCUGAUGAUUCUGAUUUGCUACAAGGAACUUCCCCUAGAAGGGGCAAGGUUCCCUUAGUAUUUGAUUCAGGACAGCAGUGUUCAGCACCUGCUGGUCAGCUCUGGCUAGAACUGCUUCGUUUCUAUGCCUUGGAGUUCAAUAUGGCUGAUUUUGUUAUUAGCAUACGACUCAAAGAAGCAGUGUCUCGUGAAUCAAGGGACUGGCCUAAAAAGCGCAUUGCUGUAGAAGACCCGUAUUCAGUCAAAAGGAAUGUGGCAAGAACUCUGAACAGUCAGCUAGUGUAUGAGUAUAUUCUUCACUGCCUGAGAGCAACUUACAAGUAUUUUGCCUUGCCUCAGAAAAAAAGUGCAAAAUCAAGCAAAAAGUCCAUUCUAAAUGCCCAUGAAGAGAAAUCCCAAAUGCUGCACCGUGGAAAAGAUGCUAUAAAGCAUCAAAAUGCUGAUUUGCAAAACUUGGAUAGUAGAACAAGCACACCAGUAGUGGAAGACUGCAUAAUAGCGACUACAGAUAUGCCCCAGACACAUAGAACUGAUGCUUCAAAACUUUGUGAUGGCUCAGGAAGUAUCACAGAAGAAGAACUAGCUGAUGAUAUAAAUCAUUUGGGAAUUGCCUAUGAAGAUUCAGACUGUAUAGUUGAGGAAUUUAUUUCUGGAAAUAAUGAGGAUUUUAAACCAAGUUGUGAGAAGACAGACAGUGGAAAUGAAGAGGAGGAAGAGGAAGAACAUCAACAAAAAAGGUGGAAUAGUAUCUUGACUACUGAGCGAGAAAUAGAUGAAGAUAGUGAUAGUGGAGAUCCCCCUGUUACACUAAAUGAACAUGAUAUAGAGACAUGUGGUACUUCAGACUUAGAAGGUUUUCAAAAUGCUGCAUUUGCAGAUAUUGAUGAGUUUGCCUUAGAGUGCAGCGAUAUAAUGGAAGACAAGAUAGAUGUUGAUGAAGAGAGCACUGAAGGUUCUGAUGAACUGCAUGAAUCCUUGAAGAAAUUCACAUAUUUAGCAUGGAGUCAAAUAUCCCAAAUGAUUGACUCGGAUGAUGAGGAGGAAGAGGAGGAAGAAUCUGGUCUUCUAAACCAGAGAGAGUGUGGUAUUACAAGAGCUGGAGAUGAACAAGAUAAUGCAUACUUUGGAUCUGGCAAUGACGAUGCACUGUCAGAGGAAGAAGAAGAUGAUUUUUCCCUCCCCAAUAAAUGUGAGAACAAACACACUGAAGAACAUGCGGAUGGACUUCUGAGAAGCAAUUUGAGUCAAGAGGAUCUUACUGAGAAGGGAAGCCUUUUUGAAGAGAACACAGCAAUAGAACAGGGUUUAGAAUAUGAACUUUUUUAUGAAUUCAGUAAAACAGCUUUUACAAAGGGCAAGUCUCCUACAGUUGUAUGUAGCCUGUGCAAACGGGAAGGUCAUUUAAAGAGGGAUUGUCCAGAAGACUUGAAGAAAAUUGAGCUUGACCUCCUGCCAGAACUGACACCCAAAUUCUCAGUUAUUCUAGAUCAAGUUUGUGUCCAAUGUUACCGUGAUUUUUCUCCAAGUAUUUUGGAGGAUCAGGCUCGGGAACAUAUAAGACAAAACUUGGAAAACUUCAUUAGACAUGAUUUCCCAGGAACCAAGCUGAAUUUGUUUGGCUCAUCAAAAAAUGGCUUUGGCUUCAAAGAAAGUGACCUUGAUAUCUGUAUGACAAUUGAUGGGCUGGAAACUGCUGAGGGACUUGAUUGCAUCAGAAUCAUUGAAGAUUUAGCAAAAGUUCUCAAGAAACAGUCAGGUUUAAGAAGUGUCUUGCCUAUAACAACUGCUAAAGUCCCAAUUGUCAAAUUUUUCCAUGUCAGAAGUGGUCUUGAAGUAGACAUCAGUUUAUAUAAUACUCUGGCCUUGCAUAACACAAGACUCCUGUCAUCAUAUGCAGCCAUUGAUCCGAGAGUAAAGUAUCUAUGUUACACAAUGAAAGUCUUUACAAAAAUAUGUGACAUUGGAGAUGCAUCUCGAGGUAGCCUUUCUUCCUAUGCGUAUACUCUUAUGGUGCUUUAUUUUCUUCAACAGAGAAAUCCACCUGUCAUCCCCGUUCUUCAAGAGAUCUACAAAGAACCAAAGAAGCCUGAAAUUUUAGUUGAUGGCUGGAAUGUUUAUUUCUUUGAUAAGAUAGACGAGUUGUCAGUCGUUUGGCCAGACUAUGGCAAAAACACUGAAUCUGUUGGGCAACUGUGGCUGGGGCUUCUCCGUUUCUACACAGAAGAAUUUGAUUUUAAAGAACAUGUUAUCUGCAUUCGGAGUAAAAAUCUGCUUACAACCUUCAAAAAGCAGUGGACCUCCAAAUACAUUGUAAUUGAAGACCCCUUUGAUUUGAACCACAAUCUUGGAGCUGGACUGUCAAGAAAAAUGACAAAUUUUAUAAUGAAGGCUUUUAUCAAUGGCAGAAGGUUAUUUGGUACCCCUAUAAAAGUGUUUCCUAAAGAAUAUCCAUCAAAAAUGGAGUACUUUUUUGAUCCUGAGGUUCUAACAGAAGGAGAACUGGCACCAAAUGAUAGAUGCUGCAGAACCUGUGGUAAAAUUGGCCAUUUCAUGAGAGAUUGUCCCAUGAGGAGAAAACUAAGACGGCGGCGUGGUUAUGAAGAUACAAAAAACCAGAGGUACACAGAAAGCAAGGAGAAAAGAAGCAAUGAGGACAAAGAAACUCAGAUUAAAACAACAGAAAAGGAGAGCUCAAUCAAGGAGGGAAAGUUGCAUGUCUGUACACCUCAGAAGAGGAAACUAGGAAGGGCAGUAGUGGAAAUUGGAAGAGAAAAGACUCCAAGGCAAUCAGCAGAGAAGUGGAAGCACCUGGAAGAUAGAGACUUAAGAGAAAAACGGUGUUUUAUCUGUGGAAGAGAAGGUCAUAUUAAAAAGGAAUGCCCACAGUUUAAAGGAGCUGCAGUUGUUCCAAAACCAGAAGCAUUGUAUGGAUCCCCUUUGUUACCCAGUGCUUCCAAACAUGCUCGUAGAUUAAAUCAGGGAGUGCUUAUAUAUGAAGAAAAAAAGAAACAAAAAGGAAAAGUAUUUUUGAGUCCCCAGUCAGGCAGCCUUUCCAACAAAUACAUGACUCAGGGAAAAGCCUCACAGAAGAGGACCCAACAAGAAUCAUGAGGGAUAUUAAGCACUGUUAAAUUGCAGUGCAGACCCUUCAUUCAUCUAAAAAAUUUUCAUUGUCUAAAGCAUCUGGACUCGCAGGACAGCAGAACAGACAACCUUCAACUUAAUUUUAAUGAAAUAUGGGUGGUUUAUUUUAGAUUGCUAGUACAAGCAAUACUGACCCCUGCUCUGAAAUAGGUUGUUGGAGUAUUUAAAUAGAAAGCCAUAAUUUUUUUUAUUUCUUUUUAUUGUAAAUCAUAUAAGAAAGGGCAGGUACUAAAAAUGGACUGUUUUCAAGGUUUUGUCGUUUCAUCUGAUGAUUUUAAAAUGCACAUUUUAAAAUUGCGUGCAAGCCAAAUACAUUAUAUUCAAAAAUUGUUUUUUGAAGCAGCAAAUAAUAUUUAUUAAUGUUGACUGUAUACUGAAUCCUUGUUUAAAAGUGUUCUAAAUGUUUGUAGACUGCUACAUUUUUGGUUUGUUGGGUUGUGGGUUUUUUUUCCCUAUGAGAGCUGAAAACAUAGAAGUUAGUAAACAUACAUAAAACAAUCUCUGGACAAGCAUUGCCAUUGAGAUUUUUGGGGGGGGGGGGGGUUCUGUUCCAUGAUUCUUAUGGGAGUUCAUUAGCUGCUGUGUACAAGAAGAAAAAUUAAGAAGCAGGUCAGUCCUGUUUGAUGCUGCUAAGAAUCUUUUUCAAGCCCUUGAGGAUACAGAUAAAAAUGCUUUAGAGGCAUUAUAUUUGGCAACAGGGGAAAACACAUCCAUUUUCAUAAAAUGUGAAGAAGAUCCUUAUGCUAGCCACAAACUUAAUUAGGAGUAUGAACUUGAGCUUUACUUGAAGUGCUUCCAGAGCUGGCAACGUACUGUCUUUUCUUGUUCAGGAAAGAAUUAGUUACAUUGUGAAAUUGAAACCACUGUUAUUUAUGACUUUGAAAUAAAUUAAAAAAAAAAAAAAAA